Molecule: messenger RNA, 894 nt
Organism: Acytostelium subglobosum LB1
Lineage: Eukaryota; Evosea; Eumycetozoa; Acytosteliales; Acytosteliaceae
Exons: 3
Biological process (GO): lipid metabolic process
Source: RefSeq, a predicted model, not a curated record
UUAUCACCAACCUAUCUUAAUAACCUAACUAUGAAGUAUACUAUUACACAUGUAUUAUUGUUGCUUGGUUGCAUGGCAGCCAUUGGAGCCUCAAUGGUAGAGAACAACCCACCAAGUGAUCCAUAUGAACAACAGAAAGCUGAGGACUACUUGUUGUUCUCCUACGCAUCCUAUUGUGAUGCCAAAGAGAUUGAAGAUUGGUCAUGCAAGAGAUGCAAGUCUGACUUCCCCCAUGGCUCAGUAGACAACCCAAUCGUUAUCUUUGAGAACAGCACAGACACUCAAGCAUUCGUUGCAACAUACAACAAUACAGUGUUCAUUGCCUUUAGAGGAUCGAUGGAUAUUGAAAACUGGAUCACCAACUUGAAGUUCUUCCAGACAGCCUAUCCAAAGGUGGCUGGUGCAGAGGUACAUCUUGGAUUUUAUGAAGCUUACAUGGGUGUUCAGAGCAAGGUCUACGACGCCCUCACCACAACAAUUAAGAAUUGUCCAACAUGCACAAGCAUCGUGGUAACUGGUCACUCACUUGGUGGUGCUUUGGCAACACUAUGUAUGGCUGAUGUUGUUGAAUGGUUCCCAGAGAUCCCAACAGAAUCGAUCACUUUCGGAUCACCAAGAGUAGGAAAUGAUGUCUUCUCUACCUAUUACAACUCCAUCCAACCAAAUACCUGGCGUGUAGUCAACAUGAAGGACAUCGUGCCCCAUGUUCCCCCACAAGGACCACUGCCCGAGUAUCACCACGUUCCCAAUGAGUUGUGGUACAAGAAGCAUCCGACUGGACCCUACAUCAUCUGUAACGAUAGUGGCGAGGACAAGUCGUGUUCUGAUUCCACAUUGGUAGUGGAGCGCAACAUAUGGGAUCAUCUUCAUUACUUUGAUAAGCUAUGCUGUUGC